Messenger RNA from Phyllopteryx taeniolatus (common seadragon), 2183 nucleotides. RefSeq names its product cytoskeleton-associated protein 2. The transcript has 7 exons. The coding region runs from base 220 to 1974 and encodes 584 amino acids. Gene Ontology annotation, biological process: negative regulation of microtubule depolymerization. The record is from RefSeq and is a predicted model, not a curated record. Gene Ontology annotation, cellular component: microtubule cytoskeleton. Lineage: Eukaryota; Metazoa; Chordata; Actinopteri; Syngnathiformes; Syngnathidae.
CGUGCUUCGCUUUUUAAUUCUUUAGAUGUUCUCAAAACCCGAAACUGGAGAACGCCCGCCGACAUGUUUAACGCGUUAGGUCAUAUGACAGUCCAAUCUGUUCACGACCAUUUUUAUUAAAAUCAAAUAUUUUAUGAUUUCAUACUUGUUUGGCUGAACUGAAUGAAACAAGGUCUUCAGGACAAACCAGUGAAUUAUCUGUGAAGUUGAGCCGCCGCCAUGAGCAACACUGCGGUUUCAAGAAAGCCCACAGCCAAUAGGAAGGGAAACAAGGAGAAUGCUCACCCCGGGGAUGGAAUCAAGUCUUUCAGCAAAAGAGACUUUUCAAAAUCAACAUCGGCUGUGUCCGUCCAACUUAAAAGCAAUAAGAAACGGGAGAUGCUGGUAAGAAAUGGUGCCAGUAAAAUCGCCUCCAAAAUACAAGAUGCACAGUCGGUGUCUGGUGAAGUUCUGAAAAAAGUGAAGUUCACACAGAAAGAUGGCAAUGGAAGUGCUGUUAGUGAAGUCAAACAAAGACAAGCACGCAACCUGGCCGUUCUUGCCGAACAGACAGUGAAAAAUGGAAAACUGGUUACAUACACACCAGGAGCACCAGCUGGGGCGGCUUCCUCAAAGGCUGCCCCUGGCAUGUACAAAGGUAAAAUUGUGGAGUCAAAAAUUGGAUCCAUUUGGAAGUUGAGCGCGACAGCUCGAGGGGCAGUUUCAAAACCAGCAGCGCCUGAAGCGGAAAGCCGAAGGCUGGCAAAUUUGGCAAGAAGCAGGUCAAAGUCUGUUACUGAUGUCCCUGAGCGGGGCUUCCAAAAACCUAGACCUCCCAGGUCCAAGUCAGUGGUGGAUGGACGUGCACAAGCGUUCAAACCUGUGGCCACCGGCCGUCCUCCGGGCCCUCGUUCUGCUCACAAUCUGAGCACCGCAGUUAUCCCGGCAACAAUAAGAACCACCGGCUCCAGAAACAUAACCGUGGCACCCACGAAGCCAAAGAUUUCAAUAACUGAUAAGAAGGUCAAGAAGCCUCCUGUAACAAGCACCCUCAGCCAGUACAGAAAUACUGAAACUGCCGAGGAAAGAAGGGCAAAAUUAGCUGCGUGGCUGGCUUCCAAGGGAAAGACUCUCAAGAGACCCGCCAUGACCAGCGCACGCCCAGAAACGAAAAGCUCUGCAUCUGUAAAUCCCAAAACCAGUGUGAAAUCCCAGCGGGAUGAGGCAAAGUCAGAACCAGAGCUCGCUCUGGGCCAGUACAAACGGGAUCCCGCGGUCUCUGCUCCUGACCCAGAGGCCCAGGAAGCUCCUGCAACUGUGCAGACGCAGACUCCAGUGAUGCUCAACACUACCUUGGACCUUGUAGAAAACCCGGAUCUCGAUUUGCCUGUUCUGCAGGAUGGAUUUGAUGGCAUUGUUGUGAACCUGUGUGAUGCCCUGGAAGCCAUGCAGACCCCUUCAAAAUACAAAGAUAAGAGCGCACGUGUGUGUGAUGAUGCUGAACAGGAGGAAGGACCUAUGGAGAAUGAACGUGUGAAGGAUUUGUUCAAGAAUGAGAACGUCAAGGAGCUACUGAAGGAUGAACAUGGAGAAAGUGAACAGGGAGUGCAGAUGGAUGAAAAAGUUCAAUGUGAUGACGACGACAACAUUGCUGACAUGGAGGGCGUCCCACAGAUGGGUCAUGCCUUUGUCAUAAAAUACAGUGUAAAGACGACUCCAUAUUUGCAAAGUGUGAAGAAGACAAUUGAAAGCGAGGUCCAAGCAAGCGCGUCGAGACGAAAAAGCAACAUCAAAGAUUUGAAGUUUCUGACGCCCGUGCGCCGCUCCCGUCGCAUCGAGCGCCACUCUUCAUGUCUGCCGCCGACCCUGCUUGAUCACGACCCGUGCGUGUCGUCACUGGCCGAGCUGGUUAAGCUGGAUGAUGAUCUCAAUGCUUACGUUUAUAGAAAGAAUUCUGCUCUUGUGGAGGAUCUGCCAGACCAGGUCAUAAUGUAAAUACGCUGAUGCGUGUCUAUACUGUAUACACUAAUAUAUAUAUUUAUGUAUAUAAAAAAAGUAGUCCACUUUCUUCUAAAGGCUACUCAUUUUAUCUGUUCGAAUUGUUUUGGUUCAAUGUUAACAUUUGGUUCUCUGCUUUUAAGUUCUGAAUGUACUUACUUUAAAAACUGUAGUAAUGCACUACAAUAAAAAGUAAUUUUGUCUGA